GGAGGCCUGAUCGCUCUCCUCCUCCUCAUCCUUCUCUUCACACUGGUGCUGUACACCCGUCACCGCUGGUGCAAGCGCCGGCGCAUCCCCCAGAAGAGCGCCAGCACCGAGGCCACCCAUGAGAUCCACUACAUCCCCUCUGUGCUGCUGGGACCCCAGGGUAGGGACAGCUUCCGGGGGUCCCGCCAGCUACAGCACAGCUCUGUCAUCGGCAUGCCCAUCCGGGAGACCCCCAUACUGGAUGACUACGACUGUGAUGAGGACGAUCAGAUGGGUCACACACACACCUCCACACCCAACCAGGUCCACAACCAGCUGAUUGAUGGGAAGGUCCAGGGCCUGGAUGAGUAUGGGACCAGCCAGGGGACACAUACCCACAACCAGCACACUGACAGCCUGAGGAAGGGGGGGGACAGCCUCCAACACAGUCUGGAUAAAAGAGCCCUUGACCCCAAGCAGGAGACGGUCGAGGCAUUGAUGCAGCGGUUUAAGGAGAGUUUCCGUCCUAACACGACCAUGGAGAUCGCCCACUUUCAACACGUCACACACAGCUCCUCCACAGGACGCAAGAGAGGACCAAGCCACACCAGAGUGGCUGGUAGUGUGUUUGGGCGCCAAGGAGACUCGGGGUCAGAGGGUGAUGAUGAGACCCAGCUGAAGUUCUACACAGAGCAGCACAGAGGCCGCCGGCGCAGCAGAGGUGGUCCACACAGCCCGAUGAACAAGGCCACUCUGACGUUGAUCACCAUCAGUACGUGUGUCCUGGCUGUGGUUUACGGCACGCAGCUCUCCUGCUCUCUCACCGUCAAGGUUACGCUCCACGUGCCCGAACACUUUGUUGCCGACGGAAGUAGUUUUGUGGUGAGCAUGGGCAGUUUCCUGGAUGUGUCUAACUGGCUGAACCCUGCCAAGCUGAUCCUAUAUUACCAGACCAACUCCUCCACCCAGUGGGUCAGAGAUUACUGUGGCCAGAGGACCACCGAGCCCUGUGAACAGCUGUGUGACCCAGAGACGGGUGAAUGCAGCUGUCAUGAGGGCUAUUCCACUGACCCGGUGCAUAAACAUCUCUGUGUUCGCAGUGACUGGGGACGCAACGAAGGUCCCUGGCCCUACACUAACCUGGAGAAGGGUUAUGACCUCGUCACAGGGGAGCAAACGCCAGAAAAGAUAUUCAGGUCGUCCUACAGCCUAGGCCAGGGUCUGUGGCUGCCAGUCAGUAAGAGCUUUGUGGUGCCACCGGUGGAGCUGUCAAUCAACCCCAUCGCCAGUUGCAAGACUGAUGUGCUGGUGACAGAGGACCCUGGGGAUGUCAGGGAGGAGGCCAUCAUGUCCACCUACUUUGACACAGUAGAUGAUCUCCUGGCGUCUUUCGGCCCGGUCCGAGACUGUUCCCAGGACAACGGGGGCUGCAGGAAGAACUUCAAGUGUGUGUCGGACCGCAGAGUCGACUCAACAGGCUGUAUGUGUCCUGACGGGCUGCGGCCGAUGAAGGAUGGCUCGGGUUGCUAUGACUACUCAAAGGGCACGGACUGCACGGACGGCUUCAAUGGGGGCUGUGAGCAGCUGUGUCUCCAACAGCUGGUGCCCCUACUAGACAACCCCAGCUCCAGCAACAUUCUCAUGUUCUGUGGGUGUGUGCAGGAGUACAAGCUGGGGGGGGACGGUCGCUCCUGUCUCCUCCAGACAGAGAACUGUGAGGGGCCAAAGUGCCAGAGGCAGGACAUUCGUUUCAAUGACACCCUGUUUGGGGAGAUGCUGCACGGCUACAACAACAAGAGCCAGCAAGUCAACCUGGGACAGGUCUUCCAGAUGACCUUCCGGGACAACAACUUCAUCAAAGACUUCCCCCAGCUAGCAGAUGGACUGAUGGUUAUCCCGUUACCUGUGGAGGAGCAGUGUAGAGGAGUGCUGUCUGAGCCACUGUCCAAUGUACAGCUCCUCACAGGUGAUGCUAAGUUCAAUGAGGCUAUGGGCUACCCCAUGGUUCAGCAGUGGAGAGUGAGGAGCAACCUGUACAAAGUCAAGCUCAGCGCCAUCACCUUGUCUACAGGCUUCUCCAAGGUUCUGAAGACACUGACUGCAGAGAGCACCAGAGAGGAGCUGCUGUCCUUCAUCCAGCAGUACGGCAGCCAUUACGUAUCCGAGGCCCUUUACGGCUCCGAGCUCAGCUGCACCAUCUACUUCCCCAGCAAGAAGGCUCAACAGCAGCUCUGGCUGCAGUACCAGAAAGAGGUGACAGACCAGGGCAGCAGGCGCGAGCUCAAAUCCAUGCCCUUCAUCAGCUACCUGUCUGGGCUGCUGAAGACCCAACUACUGGCGGAGGACCUGGUGAGCGGUGUGGAGAUUCGCUGUGAGGAGAAGGGCAGCUGCCCCUCGGCCUGCCACCUGUGCCAUCAGGCAGGCCGCGAGCAGCCCUUGCCCAUCCCCGUCCUGCUGGAGGUCAGCCGCAUCGUGCCCCUUUACAGCCUGGUGCAGGACAACGUCACCAAGGAGGUGAGGGGGGACG
This is a messenger RNA of Oncorhynchus gorbuscha (pink salmon), 2506 nucleotides long. RefSeq names its product astrotactin-2-like. Gene Ontology annotation, biological process: neuron cell-cell adhesion; neuron migration. The record is from RefSeq and is a predicted model, not a curated record. The transcript is spliced from 15 exons. Lineage: Eukaryota; Metazoa; Chordata; Actinopteri; Salmoniformes; Salmonidae. The annotation marks the transcript as partial.